GGCGUCGCUCAUCACUCUUCGCUUGCGUUAAUACUUCCAGUUCCAUACUUUGAGUUCUGUAGUCGAAGUUUUGUUUACUUUUCGCUAUGGCAUCUCGUUGUUAUUUUCCCCUUUUAUCAUCCAGACAGGUAUUUAAAUUUUUACGAAAUCGGUCUAAUGUUAAUAAUACCAGAAAAUUCACUGAAAAUCUCAGAGAACCAGCUCAACCUUUAGGAGAUAAACAACCAAAAUGGAUGUCCGCCGAAGAAGCGGUGAAAGUUGUUAAAACCGGAGAUACUGUAUUUGUCCAAGGUGCAGCUGCAACACCUCGUGUUCUGGUUCCAGCUUUAGCUGAGCAUGGUAAAAAGUCUGGAUUGAAAAAUGUCACAGUAUGUCACAUUCAUACAGAAGGAGCUGCUGAGUAUAAUCAUCCUGAGUGUGCAGGAAUAUUUCGCAGUAACUCCUUCUUUGUUGGUGCCAAUUGCAGAGAAGCUAUCAAUUCAGGAAGAGGAGAUUUUGUUCCUAUUUUCUUGAGUGAAAUUCCAUUACUAUUCCAUAGAAAAAUUGUACCAGUUGAUGUAGCAAUGGUACAGAUUACUCCAGCUGACAGCCAUGGCUAUUGCAGCAUAGGAACCAGUGUGGACUGUACAAGAGCUGCUCUUAUGCAUGCUAAAUAUGUCAUUGGCCAAGUAAAUCCUCGCUUGCCUCGAACAUUUGGAGAUGCAACUAUACAUAUAUCGCAUUUUGAUGCUUUGGUUGAAGGUGAGCGAGAAUUGCCAGAACACAAAGCAGAUGUUUUAACUGAUGUUGAGCUCAACAUUGGCAAAUUGAUAGCUAACAACUUAGUAGAAAAUGGAGCAACUUUGCAGAUGGGAAUUGGCUCAAUUCCUGAUGCUGUAUUGGCUAGUUUAAAAAAUCACAAAGACCUAGGAAUUCAUUCUGAGAUGUUCAGUGAUGGUGUAGUUGAUCUAGUCAAUACUGGAUGCAUUAAUAAUAAAUAUAAAGCUGUGUAUGCUGGAAAAAUUGUUGGAAGUUUUACCAUUGGAACCCGCAAGCUAUUUGACUUCAUGGACAAUAAUCCAUUUGUUGUUAUGCUGAAUGUGGACUAUGUGAACCAUUCUGACAACAUUGCCAUAAAUCCUAAAAUGACUGCUAUCAACUCAUGUAUUGAAGUUGAUUUAACUGGACAAGUAUGCUCAGAUUCCAUUGGAACUAGAAUUUAUUCAGGUGUUGGAGGUCAAAUUGAUUUUCUUCGAGGUGCUGCUAUGGGAAAAGAUGGAAAAGGAAAGCCUAUUUUAGCAAUGCCUUCUUGUACAAGCAAAGGGGAAUCAAAGAUUGUACCAUUCAUUAAGCAAGGUGGUGGAGUGGUAACAUCUCGUUCUCAUAUUCAUUAUCUUGUUACGGAACAUGGCAUUGCUGAUCUUUUCGGCAAAAACAUUAGACAGCGUGCGUACCAUCUCAUUCAAAUCGCUCAUCCUAAGCAUCGUGAAGCUCUGGAGAAAGCUGCUUUUGAAAGGCUGAAAUGUAUGCCUUCACCGUAAGGAUAUUAAACUUUCCAACAAGUUAAAAAGGACUUGACCAACUGGGUACAAAAAAAAUGUACAUGUUUGUAUGUGUAGUACAGUAUUGAAUACACAAGCACUUCAUAUCAUGGCUUAGUGAUUUCAACUGAUGUUGCUUUUAGAUUAAAUUAUAAAUACAUUUUGCAGAUUGCAAUCCCCGUUUUUCUUUCUAUUUGAAAAUUUUGAUAUUUUUGUUCCCAUUUGAAUUUUUCUUCAGUUGAUAGAAAGGCCUAUAUGUAAGCUUUAUUUUUAAAAUUUAUAAUGAUGUUAAAAUUAUUAUGCUGUUAAAAUGGUUGUAUUAGUGUUGUUUGUUACUCCAUUUAAUUUUUAUUAAUGUAUUUUAUUUUGAAUGCUUUUUUUUUAAGUAUUUGUUAAAAUUUGCUUUUCAUAUUUAUAAUGUCUAAUUUUUUAACACUUAAGUUAUUGUCUAACAUCUGGUAAUAAAAUAGUUCAUUUGUACUUAUUUUAAAAAUCAUUUACACUUUGCCAUAAAAUAAUUAUAGUAUCAACUGCAAAAUUUAGAUGACAUCUGAUCUAGUCUUGUAAAGUAAAUAGUGAAUAAAGUCCUAUUAGUUUUUUUUUUUUAAUAUAUUUCUUUUGUGAGAUAGUUUUUGUAAUGUGACAUAAAACAUACUACUAUAUUUUGUAACACGUUGUGCCAUGUAGUGUAUGAAAACUGUAAUUUGGAAAGCAAUUUAUGGUAUGGUAAUAAAGUAUUGUUUUUACAACUUGAGAA
Stegodyphus dumicola is the source of this 2277-nucleotide messenger RNA. RefSeq names its product succinyl-CoA:acetate/propanoyl-CoA:succinate CoA transferase. Lineage: Eukaryota; Metazoa; Arthropoda; Arachnida; Araneae; Eresidae. The record is from RefSeq and is a predicted model, not a curated record. Gene Ontology annotation, cellular component: mitochondrion. Gene Ontology annotation, biological process: acetate metabolic process. Gene Ontology annotation, molecular function: acetate CoA-transferase activity.